AUGUACGUGGUGUGGGAUCCCGUGAACGAAGAAUACAUGCAAGCGAUGUGCGCAAGAAGAGGCUUGGUUUUCUACAAGGCUUUAAGGUACGGACGAAAAGCACUUUAUUUACGAAACGACAUGCCAGUAAGAGAGUCCGAUGUUAUCCACGUCGCCGGGGAUGGAAAUUGCCUUUUUUGGGCAUUGUCAUACGGCAUUUCUGGUUAGAACCAUUUGAGGAUUCGCAAAAUUCUUACAAAUUUAUACAGACACAAGGCGGGACAAGAACAGUAUGAAGUGUAUAUAAACGCUGAAAGCAAUGGAAAAAAGUUGUCACAACAUUUGGAUUACAUAAAAGUUUCCACAAAAUGGGGAAGCAAAGCAGAAAUUACUGCAUUUUGCGCUGCUUUUAACGUAAGCGUAUACAUUUACACAAUCAGACCUCUUGGCGGUGUUGGUGACGGUAUUUGGCGAUCAGCAUGUAACGAAGCCGAUCGAAACGGAAAUCUGUACUUGGUGUACACUUUCAGUUCGGAGCAUCAAGCACAUUACGAAUAUGUUACUUUUUACAACAACAAUCGUGCUAACUUAUAA
This is a messenger RNA of Bursaphelenchus okinawaensis, 573 nucleotides long. NCBI's taxonomy places the organism in Eukaryota, Metazoa, Nematoda, Chromadorea, Rhabditida, Aphelenchoididae. The record is from the annotation of a GenBank genome assembly.